CGGAACCCGGGACGAAGCAUCGUCGUCAGCUUUUGUCGAGCACGUGGGCAACCGGGCGGCGAAUAGGAUAGACAAAAACAAAGUAUCCGCGUAGAGCUGCUCGCCAAAAACAUGGGGACCAUGCUUGCGGUGCUGUGCACGUUGGCCGGACUCGCCGAGAUCGCCCACUGCAAGUACAGACCGCGGGCAGCCGGGGACUCGUGCUGGGUCUCCACCGACUCGCAUCUCUCCAAGAAACGGAUCCCGGUGCAAGUGGUCCGCCAGCUGAACGAGGCCCAGGACCUGCACGACGUGCUCCGCAUCUGUUCGGGCGGCACGAGCACAUCGUGGCGGCGCAUCGGCACCUACGGCUAUCUUCUGUGGCAGAUCCGCUCGUACGAAGGGGACGCCAUGAGACAGCACCUGAAGACGACCGGUGAAGCCACGUAUGAACGCAGAAAACUGUCGGACGCCCCACGAAACAACCGGGCGGACACCAUCGACGACGAGAUGAUGCUGGGUGAUGCGCCGGCUGAACAACGAAAGCGGACCCUGCGCCUGGACAAGCGGGCCGCGUGCAGCCCGAGGUCGGUGCCCGUGCGGGUGCCCCAGCCGCGGGAGCCGGACGCCCUGUUCUACCCUACCUGCGCCGAGGUGGAGCGCUGCGCCGGAUGCUGCGGGCACCACCUGCUGCGCUGCAGAGCCAGCGCGUUCCGAAACGUCACCAGACAGGUGUUCGCCCUACGGCUGGCGUCGAACAAGUCCAACGCCAUCAACUUCGAGGGCUUCAAGAACGUGCGCCUCGUCGAGCACACCCAAUGCCGCUGCGAGUGCAAGGUGCGGCCCCACCACUGCGGGCGGGGCCAGACGUACAGGGAGGACCGGUGCCAAUGCGUGUGCACCAAUGCAUGGAUGGCGAGCCAGUGCAGCAGUGACGGAGCGCAUGUCUGGGACGCGAGGCGCUGCGCCUGCGUAUGCCGGCAUGCCGACACCGAGUGUUCCACGGGCAUGCGCUUCGAACAUGCACUCUGCAGAUGUGUAAAAGAUCUCUACAACAUGGCAGUGAUGACCUGAAGGACUUCAGACCGUGCCCUUCUGAUGCUUAUCAAGACACACA
This is a messenger RNA of Dermacentor andersoni, 1096 nucleotides long. RefSeq lists its product as uncharacterized. Gene Ontology annotation, cellular component: membrane. The record is from RefSeq and is a predicted model, not a curated record. NCBI's taxonomy places the organism in Eukaryota, Metazoa, Arthropoda, Arachnida, Ixodida, Ixodidae. Gene Ontology annotation, molecular function: growth factor receptor binding; growth factor activity. Gene Ontology annotation, biological process: positive regulation of cell population proliferation; positive regulation of protein autophosphorylation.